UUCUAUUGACAGAAUUUUUCAUUUUGGGGUCAACUAUCCCUUUUUAUGGUUAACAGGUGUAGCAAGUAACAAAAUUGUCGAUUUUAAAGCUAAAAAUCUGUAUUUAAAAAUACAGAUCAAGUGACCUUGUCUUUUAAGUUGGUAAAGCUGCAGUUGUGGGAGGAUCGGUCUUCGCCACCGGGGCUCGCGUUCACAUCCCGCUGCCUGUGAUAAAACUUGUCAGAAUGAAAGUGAACUUCAGCCUGUGCGUUGAAAACGGUUUCCAUCAGCACAUCUGGAGGACAUCAUCGCUGCUGUUGCUCUGUUUGCGGUUAUGUGAAGUCGUUCACAAGGAUGAUUGUUCUCUUCUUACUGUUUUUCGGAGGCGAUGCAUUUCUUCGGUGGGUUUGGGACUUCAUAUAUGCGGAACGUCAUGUGCUUCUCAGGGCACCCCACUUUUCCGUGUGCACAGCUUUUAGCACACAUAUCAUCUUCUCUGCUCCCUUCAUGCUUCUGGAUGUGUUCAGUCCACAUGUGGGAUGGCUCCAAAAGUACAGGAUACACCGUGAAGUCAUUGGUUUGCAUCAGUGGUUUCAGUGUGCUGCACGAAUUUUAUGGAAAUACAUGGUUGGCGUUUUACCUUUAACUGCGCUGUUUCUGUGGGGACGGCGCACGCAUUUUCCGGAGAGACCACCGUCUUCUUUCCAUGCCUUCAGGGAAUGUGCCUCAUGCAUGCUCAUAUUCGAUACGCUCUUCUUCCUUUGUCAUUACACCAUACACAAAAUUCCCUGGCUGUUCAACAACGUCCACCGCAUUCACCAUCUGAACAGGGACACUUUCGCUCUCGCAGCUCAAGACGCCAGUAUUUCUGAACUGUUGUCUCUACAAACCCUUGCAUUCAUAAGUACUAUGCUCGUGGGCUGCCACCCUUUUAGUGAAAUCCUUUUCCAUCUGGUUAACACCUGGAUGGCUGUGGAGGACCACUGUGGAUAUGACUUUCCUUGGGCGCUGCAUCGGUUCUUGCCAUUCUUUGGCGGGCCGCCGCACCACCUGGCCCACCAUCAGCACUUUAAAGGGAACUAUGCCCCUUACUUCAGACACUGGGAUUACAUCUUUGGGACCUCAUUGCCCAUUUCAGUAAAUGAGAAAGACAAUAGAUAGGGUGAAUCCAGGUUAAUUACGUCAUUAUAUGACAGUGGGAAUGAGACUAUUAAAAGUGCUCCACUGAUUUCACCCUAUAUGAACUGACAUUACAAUAACCCUUUUUUUAUAUUUUAUAAGAUUUUUAUAUUAUUUUGCUGAAUUAAAUUUAGUUAAGCCUGGGAACAUCAACUUAAUCCUGAAAGCUUAGAUUCUUGGCCUGACUUUGUACUCAGCCUGAACUGUGCUGAUGCUGUAUAUUUUGAAUACUGGCUAUUUGUAUUACAAAUUUUCAUGUUGUAUAUAUUUUAAGUGAUAUUUAGUUACAUUGUUAAAGGUUGAUAAAUGGAUUAAACACAUCUUGUUUACAUAUGUUUCUGUAAUAUAAUUUACAAAAAGGUUCAUUAGUUAACUAUUUUAUUUAACAUGAACUAAGAAUGAACAAUACUUCUACAGCAUUUAUUAAUCUAGUUAAUGUUAAUUUCAGUAUUUACUAAUGCAUUAUUAAAAUCAAAAGUUGUGCUUGUUAACAUGAGUUAACACACUGUAAAUUAACAUGAACUAACAAUAAAAAAAAGACUGUAUUUUCAUCAACUAACACUAACAAAGAUUAAUAAAUACUGUGCUUAAUAUAUUGUUCAUUGUUCAUGUUAGUAACUUAAUACAUUAACUAAAGUUAAUA
Molecule: messenger RNA, 1801 nt
Organism: Labeo rohita (rohu)
Lineage: Eukaryota; Metazoa; Chordata; Actinopteri; Cypriniformes; Cyprinidae
Gene: ch25hl3
Product: cholesterol 25-hydroxylase like 3
Exons: 2
Coding region: 334-1140 (268 amino acids)
Biological process (GO): cholesterol metabolic process; sterol biosynthetic process
Molecular function (GO): steroid hydroxylase activity; C-4 methylsterol oxidase activity; iron ion binding
Source: RefSeq, a predicted model, not a curated record